Molecule: messenger RNA, 1692 nt
Organism: Planococcus citri (citrus mealybug)
Lineage: Eukaryota; Metazoa; Arthropoda; Insecta; Hemiptera; Pseudococcidae
Exons: 3
Coding region: 352-1290 (312 amino acids)
Source: RefSeq, a predicted model, not a curated record
UCGCAAGUAUUGACUGAAACACGGACAUGAGCGCCUUACCACCCAAUUAGUCGGAGUUACCGCUUCGCAAACGGGUAAGCCGUGCGGGUAUUUUCACACAGUUCGAAGUACUUUUGAUUUUUUCCCCUAUCCUUUUCGGUUAGUGAAGUUCGAAUGAAAUUAGUGAAUUUGGUCAAUGGCGUGAAUCACCAGCCAAUACCCAUCAUCAACUUUGAGCCCAGAUGAAACCAUAAAUUUAUAAACUGGGUGCUAAAAAUCGAUGUGAAGAAAAAACGAAACACAUACAAUUACAAUCACAAACAGAAGUCAUGGUCCAUAAAGUGUUGGUUGGUUACGUAGAAAAACUGCAGCAUGUCCUUGGGAAUUCCAUACAUCUUUUGCAAUGGGACUACUUUAAGAAUGAAAGUAUUCCUUUCAAAAAUCAUACAUUGGAUAUUAGUGUUGGGAAUUGUGAUAAACAUUGAUGGAACGUUUGCCCAGGCGGAAUCAACCAUCCAAGAUAUAAUUAAUUUAUGCAACGAACAAAGCACACUGCAUUGCGAAUGGCUGGAAAAUUACAGACAACAAAAUAUGGUAAACGAUGUACUGCGACAACUUUCAGAAGAUAGCACGACUAAUUUGGGACAAUAUCGCCCACCACAUAAUCAUAUAAGUCCACGUUUCGCAUCGUACGAGAGUACAAGUAAAGACGUACCUCAGUAUCCUUUUUCAGCGGGUUGGAAAGGACAAUUGAAUAAGAUAAUGAAUAAUAAUUGGAAUAACGGUAAAGUAGGAAAAAUCAGAUCGAGAAAACCGUUCAAUUACGAUAGUAAAAGAACGCCACCGAAUAUGUUUUCGAGCUGGGGCGGUAAACGAGUUCCAUUAACGCCAGACGAUUCGGCUGCCAAAAGAGAACCUUCGUUCUCAAGUUGGGGAGGUAAACGAACGCAGAAAUUUUUCAAUUGGGGUGGAAAAAGAAGUAUCCCAGAAAAUGAAUUUAAUGAUAGGUUAGAAGAUAAUUACGAACAUAAUAUUAUGAAACGCGAAGUCAGUUCAAAGGACGAAAACGAUACCACUAAUAGCAGAAAGAAACGAGCAUCGGAUAAAAAGCUGUGCUUGACUGAUGAAUUGAAUUUACAAGAAUUAUUUAAAGAAUUCAUCGAGUGGUCCCGCAGACAACCUGAACAAAAAAAAGGAUCUUUUUAUAAGAAAAUGUUUACCGUCAGUACGCUACACAGCCCAGAUAAUCUGAGCAGAAGAGCGGGAUCGUUUUUUCAAUGGGGAGGUAAACGAAGUUUAAAACAAAACUGAUAAUUUUGUGUUGUAUAUUUGGGUAAGCGCGUUUCGUCAUCGCACUCAAAAUGAACGUAAAUUAUUGUUUUUAAAAUGAUAUGUACCUACGGCUACAACAUAUUAUUGUGUACUGAUGCGAUGACAAGACGUUCUUUUUUUCAUACUAGUCACUACAAAUUUAUACCUUUUACCUAAUUUAGGCGUUUUAAAUGAAAAUCCUUUAGUUUAGUACGUUUUCAUUUUUAUUUUAAGACUGUAAAUCCUUGAAUAAUUUUGUUUCAACAUCAAGUUGUUUGUAACGGCGUUACCAUUUUUCUUUUCCAAUCAUUCGCUUCGAACAACAUUAUUUAUUUCUGUAAUGAUUUCAACAAAAAACAAUGUUCGAAUGUUAAAGUGAAGAAUAAAAUUCAUACAAACUGA